AAAGAACACCUCAUUACAUUACAUCUCAGGUGCACUUGAAAAAUGUAAAUUUCCAUAUGUCCAUAAACAACAAUCAUUCUAUCACAUUCCCACUACAUUCCAAAACAAAAACCUACUUUCACAUCUUAUAAAUAAUUUCUUCUAAAUAAUCUUCAAUAUUAUUGUUUUUGAAGCUUAUCAACUAUGAUUAACCAAAAUCCCAAUUCAAAUCCUCCAAGAUUAAAAUUUUUAGAUUUUUCUCUAAGAAUCUCAAUUAUUCCUCUUAGUAUUGCUUCUUUAUGGCUUUCUCUCACAAACAAUGAACAUAAUCCUGAUUAUGGAACUAUUCAUUUCUUUAACUUCACAGCACUCAAGUAUAUGAUAUCUAUUGCGGCCAUUGCUGCUGGGUAUGCUUUUGUUGCUGCAAUUUCAAUAUGGAUUCCUUUUUUAGUCAAUAAAACUUUGGUUUUCUUUGUCUUUGAUCAGGUUAUGGCUUAUCUGAUGGUGACAUCUGGGGCAGCUGGAGCAGAGUUAUGGUACUUGGUAUACAAAGGUGAUGUACAAGUUUCAUGGAGUGAAGCUUGCACUUCAUAUGCCAAAUUUUGUAACAAUCUCAAAAUUUCUGUGUUUCUUCAAUUCUUAGUUCUCUUUUGCUUUCUUGUUUUAGCAGUCAUCUCUGCCUUCAGGGCUUUCACUAUUUUUGAUCCUCCUCUUGAUGUUUCUCAACCUCAAAUACAACAAGUACAAAGGACCUAGUUUUAUGUUUUUUUUGAUAAGAUUUGACGUCCACCCGUGCAAAGUCGGAUCACAUAAAGUCUAAGUGGGGUCAAAAGUCGGGAUUGUGUAAACUUCUGAGUCUGACUCGUGUCAUCCCUUGUUGUACUCCGUGUGCCUUGUUCUCUAACGAAAAGUGCUCUCACUGUAUUUUUAGUUUUGUUUGAUGUUCAUUUAGAUAACCAGUAUAUUAUGAGAUUUACGACUCAUUGGUCAAGAAAUUUUUUGACGCACUCUUUAUUGUGGAUAUGGGUUAUCGUUUUUUAUUUCUGUUAGAGCCUUAUUAUAAUUUUUAUAAGUGAAAUAAUAAUGACAUGUAUUAUGAAUUAUGACUUAAUAUAAUUAUGAGUUGAUCUUUUCAAGACUCAAA
Amaranthus tricolor (Joseph's coat) is the source of this 1123-nucleotide messenger RNA. Its product is annotated as CASP-like protein 2D1. The transcript is spliced from 3 exons. Bases 184 to 735 code for a protein of 183 amino acids. Lineage: Eukaryota; Viridiplantae; Streptophyta; Magnoliopsida; Caryophyllales; Amaranthaceae. The record is from RefSeq and is a predicted model, not a curated record.